AUGAGCAACCGCAUCACUAUAUUUCUAUAAGGAUAAUUUGAGUUUGGGGACCUGAGGGGAUUCAUUGGUAAUUAUUAAUGCAAAUAAAAGAACUAAUAUUUUAUGUAUUUUCUACCCUGGGGGAUAGGAAUAUAAUGUAUUAUAUUUUGAUCUACCUCUGGUUGAAGUAGGCAAAUAAGCUGUAAACUUUAUAGUUAAUAAUAAUGUAUUCUAUUUCGUCAUUCUUUGGGGACUUUGUGAAAAUGAUACUAAAAUAGCCAAGGCCUUUUUACAUUGAUAGUACAAUUUAAUUGGAUUUUUGCUAAUAUGGUUUUGGAGGUCCUAGUGGACAUGCAUGUAGGGCUUUAGUAUUUUACGCCAUUUUAUUUAACAUGCUGUAAACCCAAAAUAGUCAACAAUCAGAAAACUCUCAUUAAGUUUAAUCAGAAGAAUUAUAUUUAAUGAUUCAACCUGAGUAAACCUAAUCAAAUGAAAUUAGUUGGAAGAAUCGCAUAAUAAAAUGCUCAAUAUUAAUUAUUUUUAUUUUAUUAACAGGAAUAGCCAGAGUUUAUUUUGGGGUUCAUUUUUUAAAUUAAGUUAUGCUUGGAUGGAUUAUGGGAAUUUACUUGCUAUUUAUUUUCUAUAAUUGUGGAAUGCAAGAUAAAAUAAUAUAGCUGUUGAAUUAAACAAUAUAGAAAGAACCUUUUAACAGGUAAUAAAUAGCUCUCUUAAUUUAUUUGAUUUUGACAAUCACUGUAUCAUUUAUGAUGUAUUAUGGCUGCAUUAAUUCGUAGAUUCUUGCUCAACUCAAAUAGAAUUGGAAGGAUGUGGCUGACUCUCAAUAAAAGUGUAACGAUAAGUAUUAUAAUACAUCUUUUGAAAAACAUGAUAUAAUUGGAAUAUCAAUAAUUUCAUUUCCCUAUUUUAUCUUUAUUAGUUUACUAUAUAAAAAAGGGAUUUAUGAUCCUUAACUUUACAGUCAUAAAUUCUUUACUAAAAAAGGAGUAAUAAGAACAAUCGUAUUAGUAAUAGGUUUGAUGUUACCAUACUAUUGUAGAAAACAAACUAAGCAAUUUUUACUCUCCAUUGAUAGUAAUAUUUUUGUUCAGUUUUUUUGUAUUGGUUUACUCUACUUUUUGGAAUUGACUCUCCUUCUUAUAUACUUGAUCCCUUUUAUUAAUAAAUUAUUAAAAGUGGAUGAUCCAGGAGAUUUGCUAAAUUAUUAACCAAAAAUUGAAGAAUAAUAAUACGAGUUCGAAUUAUGA
This is a messenger RNA of Paramecium octaurelia, 1244 nucleotides long. The record is from the annotation of a GenBank genome assembly. NCBI's taxonomy places the organism in Eukaryota, Ciliophora, Oligohymenophorea, Peniculida, Parameciidae.